AGCUCAGCGUUAAGUACAAACACACGCAUGCUUUGGGACUGUCUCUCAGGGUGUCGUCUUCCACCCUCAGGCUUCGAACGUGCUUUACCUUCCGCUCUCUGACAAGCCUGGGAAUUCUCUCUCCAGCGGAAGCUCAUAUCACCUUCUCUUCCUUGUUUCUUUCAUUUUUAAUCAGCGAAGGAAACAAAUUUAAACCUCAUUUCCUGCUUCCAUGCUCACGCACAUACACAUUAAACUAAUGUAUGCUUAAGCUAGCUGUGUAUUCGCUCGGCACCUGCUACACAGAGAGAGAGAGAGAGGUAGAGACAAAAGAAGUCAAGGUCAUGUUGUGCAGAUUGAAGACCCCCCUGUGAAUCCAGCGUUAACAAUUGCAGCUGACCUGGCCCAUGCAGUCCGCGGAUGGUUGCACAAUAGUCGGAAAGAAUCGUCUGUUUAUACCUCUGUAUGGAACCAUGAGCUCCGAGGGGACUUUUCAGAGAAUGUACACGUCGUGGAUCGGUCCAUGACAGCACUGCUGAAACCCACUAAUCACUUUGUUGCUUGGAUCUGUCAGGAUGUGGGAUGGAUGAGACUCAGAGUGAACAUUGGUCCUCCAAGUUUAUGUGUGAGGAACAAGAACCAUGGUACUUAUUCAGGAGUUUCCUUCGCAGUGAUGCGACCACCCGGCAGAAGCAAUGGUUGGCCAGUGGAUUCACUAACCCUUUGCUUUAGCAGUUAUUGCAGUCGGGGCCCUAGAUGGCCCCUGUCCACUGCUGUCUUUUGCAUUCUAUGAACUAGCAUAUUCCAACGUAAUACUACCCAUGAAUGGCAUGAUAGUACUCAGUUCCCAUGGCAUACUACCGAAGAAUCUCUCAAUAUUUUUGGGCUCCGAUGGGUUACUACUAAGUUUCUACUUGUUUCUUCACUGUGAUUCUACAGUAGAAGUACUUGGCUCCCAUGUGAUGCCACACAGUAGUACCUGGUAUCCAUGUAAUACCACCCAGGAAUCACAUGAUAGUAUCCAAAGGAGUAACAGUAUCAGGGCCAAGAACCAAAUGACUCACUAAAGAACGAAAGCAUGUGUUGCUCACAUUAUAGCAUAUGUUAUGUACUUCAUAUCAUGUGUUAGUUGUGUGAUAGUACGACGUACAAGCACGACAAACAUUUGGUGAGUGAGGGAAAUAGCUGUGUGCCUCGUGAGAGCGAUGGUGAUCUGACCUCCAACCUCAUGAGUCUCACGUCAUUUAAAGAGUGACUGGCUCCCUCCAGGUGGAAGCAAUUGACCUUUUUACUGACUCACGGUUUACUCAGAGGUGAAGUUCCUCAUUCUCACCGAGGGCCACUGAGCUCUGCGGCGUUUGCACAAUCUUUUGUCAGGUUUUGGAUCGAUGACUAUUUUCAUUUAAUAAGAGUGACAUGUCGAGGCUGUUGAGGCCCGGAUUGCUCCACCUACAUGUAAACUCUUGCUCUGCUUUCCCCCUCCCUCCUUCCCUCCCGCCCUCGCUCGCUGCUUCCCUUGCUUUCUCUCUCUCUCUCUGUGGAUCAGAAAUGCUGCUGUUCUUGAUCUGACUUGCCCUGCCUGCUGGGAGUCUUUUCCACUUCUUCAUUUGUGGUCAUUUGGAAGUGUUUGUCUGAGUGAGUUAUGGCAGCUUCUUCCUCCCCUCAGUGUCUGUGGGUCGUCGUCCUGGUUGCCAUUCUACUACAGUCUCUUGCCAUCGCUGUCAGCUUCUUGUACUUCAACACGGUCCUGAGCACGAUGCGGGAAGAUUUCUCCCAUAGCAGCGUGUCUUGUUUGAUAAACGCACAUCUUCGUCCCCGGUACGAAAAUGCAGUGGCUGAGGAGAAGCAGAGAGACCCCUGCUGGCAAGUCACGCAACAGCUCCACUACCACAUAGAAAAGACGAUGGCGGAGAGAUUCCAGCGGGAGAUGAGAAAUAAGCUGACGGGGGCUCCGCCCCCCAUGAGCCCUGGGGUCCCUCUGCCAAAGGUUGCAGCCCAUGUGACCGCCCUUUCCGCGGCAGAACCGCCAGUUUCAGAAGUGGCCGGGGGACGCGGUGCCAAGGGGUACCUGGGGGAGCGGGUCCGAGGGUGGGACGGCCGCCGAGGGAUGUCCUUCUUACACAACAUGGAGCUGCGCGGCGGGGAGCUGCUGGUGUCCACCGCCGGGCUCUACUACAUCUACGCACAGACCUACUUCAGACUCACGUCCACCCAGGACCCUGACGAGGACGAGGAGGGGGGCGCUGUGGAGUCGCGGGAGCAGGAAGGAGCCCAGCUCGUGCAAUACAUCUAUAAAAAGAUGAGCUCCUACCCAGAUCCUAUCCUCCUGAUGAAAUCCUCCCGGCCGGCCUGCUGGCCCAAAGGUCCGGAACCAGGCCUGUUCUCGUUGUAUCAAGCUGGCACUGCCUUCCUGCAUCCGGCCGACCGCCUAUUUGUCACGGUCAGCAACGCCAGCACCAUGGAGAUGGACGGCAGAGCCAGCUACUACGGAGCCUUCCUGGUGGGAUAGAAGGUGGGACAGCUGAGCUGGACUAACUGGGCUCGUCGGGUCUCCUGCACUGAGGAAGGGUUUAGUCUUAAGUUGCACAACAGAGAGCAGUAUUACAGACUGGUGCUGAGCUCCAGCAGAGCGUCUCAGACUGAGGAGCGGGACUUGUCACUCGAAAUGAUUGAUGUUUACACCUCUUCUUCAUAGUGCCUGUUGCUCCUGGGCAGUUUAUUUAUAUGACACGUGAGUGUGUUUGCUGUGUGUAUUCUAAAUGUGUUGUGUUAUAAAGAUGAAUCAUUGUCAUAUUGCACUGAUGUCCUCAUGACACGUGACGUCCGAGACCCAAAAACCUGCUGAACCUGAUCCUUCCCCCCUCCACAUCUUAUGUGCGCUUCAAUUGGGAAUAGAAUGGAUUAUCCAAGGUCGUUUAAGGUCAAACACGACACGCCAGACUCAAGACAACAGCGCUAUCUUGCGUCCAAGUUGUG
Molecule: messenger RNA, 2955 nt
Organism: Synchiropus splendidus (mandarinfish)
Lineage: Eukaryota; Metazoa; Chordata; Actinopteri; Syngnathiformes; Callionymidae
Product: tumor necrosis factor ligand superfamily member 10-like
Exons: 6
Coding region: 1622-2488 (288 amino acids)
Biological process (GO): immune response
Cellular component (GO): membrane
Molecular function (GO): tumor necrosis factor receptor binding
Source: RefSeq, a predicted model, not a curated record